UACAAUGAACUCCUUCAUAUUAGUCAUUUUCUAGGUGAAAUAUAACACAAAUAGCCCUUUAUAUAAAUGAAAAGGUUACUAAAAUGGAGUUUCCAAGUCGUAUUGUAUGUUUGGUGAAGUUUUUGAGUGAUCUAUCAGUGUACACAGUGUUUCUAAAACUGGGCGUGAUAGUGUAAUAACACGGAUUUUAAAUGUAAUUUACGGAUUUAGUGUUUACGAUUAAUACGAUUAGUAUUAUUAAAGGAACACAUAGGUUCAAAUCAAAUUAUUAGAUAAUGAUGAUGGUGUAAGAAUGGAAGCCAGCAGUGAAGCCGGCUAUUGUGAAAGAGAGACUUGGGAUGACUGGGGUAGUCACUCUUCUCUUAGCCAACAAGAAGAUUUGGCAACACAAAGCAGCGGUCGGGUGGAAGAUGUCUCCACCCUCCGUGCUGAACGUGACGCGUUGGUGCGUGCGUUGGCGAACGAGCGUCAACGCGCGGCCAGUGCGGCUAGAGCUCACGAUGCAAGACUUGCUGAACUGCAUGGAGUCAUUGCUGAGUUGGUCAGGCGGCGAGCGACUGAUAAACGGGCAAAGGCGAUACCUGAGGAGGAAGUCUCUGAUGAAUGCGAGUCGACAACUCAGCCGGCCGGUGAACUAGACGCAGAUAUCGAUUUAUCUAGGACCGACCAGAACGAGAAUUCAUCGCUUGUGAGUCCAGCCGAAUUACCUACUCCCCAAGACCCAAAGGAGCUUCCCGAGGAUAGCGCGAGCACAAGUACUAAUGAAAUCAAAAUUCAACCGACACUAGAAGUCUCGCCACCACAAGAUUCAGAGAACUGUUCCAGUUUGAGGCUAUCCGAGAGGGAUUCAGAGAUAUGUGUGACAACAGCCAGAUGCUGCCAGUACAGCCGUGCUCAUGGUUCGAACAACAGCUGUCAAAGAGAGAGAGGUUCGCCAGCGCUUCUACCGCCAUCUCCUGGACGUUGCGAAUCCCGUCAGGCGAAGAUCGCGUCACGGGUUCGACUAAAAAAGACGUCUGAGACUGAAGUGAAUCAACCAAUAUCCAAUGAAGAGUGGUGCGUGGAAGCUGCAGAACGGCUCGCCCUAGAUGUAUGUGCUCAGGCCGAUCUUAGAGAAGCUCUGGUCGCCGCUAACCAUGAAGAGGAGUCAAUAACUACUGAACUGUGGCGAGCGCGUUGCGUUCGUCUUGCGGCUGAAUGUCGCGUUCUAGACGCAGCCUUACAUAGGGCGGUGGACACACAACAUCGAUUAUCCUGCGCGUGCGCAAUGCACGAGUCGUCGUCUGUAGUGCUGUGCUCCGCGUUGAAGGCCGCAGAUCGUGCUUUGGAGACCUACGAUGUGUUGCUGGCUUUGGCUGAGACGCAGAACGAUACGGAUAGUCCAGAGCGCUCCGCAGCUGAAGGGGUGGCUCGUCGGUUGCUGCGUCGUCUUGAGAGCGGACCUGUGUGGGGUGAGGCAAUGCUGUCCCCGGGACCGUGGCACGACCAUCAACAAAAUAAUACAACAGAGGAAGAUCUAGACCCGUGGAGCGAGGAAUGUGAAGUGCGUCUGCGCAGACACGCGGCACGCCUUAAACGAGAAACCGUCGCUCUACGCGCAUUGAGACCACCACCGCACAUGUAUUCGCCGCACGAUAUGGAGGAAAGUGAGGAGAAUACUGUGGAGAAUGGACUGUCAGAUAUGGAGGCAGCAGUCAUGAUGCAGGAGGUACUACUGGCUCGCGAGAAUAGGGUGGUAGAGCGAGCUGCGUCUAUACUACAAAAGGAAAAUUUACAACACAAGAGCGACGGAUCACGCGGCCGUCGCCGUGCGGAGAGAGAGCGACACUGGCUCGACACACAAGCGUCUGAAACUGAUUUAUAAACUACCCACAUUUAACACACGCGAGGAAACUUUUCAUUAAAGUUAUUUUUAAUUUUCUUCUUUAGUAUUUCCGAGGAGAAUUUUUAGAAUAUAUGAUAUUCUGGUAAAAUUAUAAUUGGUAAACGAAAAGUUUGUUUUCCCCUUUUUACAUAUAUGGUUAAAGCGAGACAACGAUUUAGCAUCACAUAGAAGUACAAUGUAACAGUGUUUAGUUUAGAUUAGUAACUGCUAAAAACAUAGAAAAUAGGGUAGUAACUUUUUUAAUUUGGAUUUUUUAUUUAUUAAUAAUAAUAAAAGCAAUAUAACAUAUCUUUAUGUGCAUUUGGUUAAAAAAAUCAGUGUUAGAGAUAAAAAGAUAUUUUUGAAAGCGUAAAUAUUGCUUAAGUGUAAAAGAGAUGCCAAAUGCUUGAAUGCCUUAUUGCUAUCUCACUCUCGCAUGAGUGAAAUGUAUAUUCAAACUUUUGGGCAAUAAUUUUGGCACGUGACCUUAUAGUACGUUUAUGACUAAAACUGUGUGUCACCCAUCCAAUCCAUUUAUCCGCGGCAAGUGUUGCUUAACGUUAACUGUUUGAGAUAAUAUUACCGUCUCAAAAUUAUUGCACACAAGUAUAAAAUGUGCUUUGCAAAUAUUAAAAGAUUAAUGUUUAAAAAAAUAUAUUUUUAAUAAAUAAUAUUAGGCUAAAUUAAAAAAUAUGUAAAUAUUCAUUGAAAAUAAUCUAUGCAUUUAUGUACUUGCUUAUUGUGCUAUAAAUCCGUGCACAUAAUAUCAAAAAAAUCUCAGUGAAAUCGUAAUUUUUAACGGGUCUACGACAAUGUACGAAUAACAAUACAAUAGAUUAUUGAACAUGGUCUUUGAAACGUUUCAACACAACUGUGCUUGCAUACAAAAAAAUAAAACUAUUUAAAAAAUGUAUUACAAUUGCGUUAUCGUUACACAAUAACAUCUUAGAGUUAAGUGUAACUGUGUGUCAAACUUUUGGGUUAUCGGUAUCAUUAGUAAAGGUUGCGAUUAUUUUAACGUCAAGUUCUAGAAUAUCACAUGUGUAUAAUAGGUACAGGAUCGGGCCUAAUACACUCCCUUGCAGGAUCCCAACUUUUUUUUACUUUAACUAAAUAUUCUGUGUUAAAUAUAACUCACGCUAAACAUUCUAUGAACUAAUAAACCUCAAGGAUAUUUGAGAUCUGUCAAGCCAGUAUUUUUUUAAAUAUAUACACAAGUCCUCAGUGCCACACUUUGUCAAAUGCCUGAGCUACAUUUAUGAAGACUAAAGCAGACUAUUUGUUCUUCUAGAGGUUUUCGAUAUUAUUUGUAAUUCUAUGAACCUGUUCUAUGGUACAAUCUUUUUCUCUGAAACUAAAUUGGUGCGGUACGAGCGACGAUAGGCUCGAAAUAAUAUAUUUUGUAGGCAUUCUGAACGCCUUAUUUUUUGUAUUUUAGCAGCCCAUUUUCUAUCAGACUCUCUUAAAGAAAGUGGUGAUGGUUCAUAUUUUAAAUCUAUAACCGCUUUACAGAUGGAGUAGGCGGAACUAUCAUAAAUUAAUUAGUUUAGAGAUUUUAUAUUUUUCUCUCCUCAAUUGUUCAACCUCGCUAAGGUUGUUCAGAUGUUUCGCAAUCCGGUAUCUUUUCUAUUUUCAAUCAUAUUUCUAAUCUCUAAAGAGAUUAAAAAAAAUCCAGAAUUUGUAGAUUUUUCUUAUACAAAUUUUGGGCUUUAUAAACUUUUAAUUCUAGUUGGUCUUCAUACUAUUAAGUCUACCAAAUUCUUAAGAUUAACUCAGAACUGUACGGGUGAAGGGCAAGGGUUGGAUUUAUGUAAUUUAUGUUUCUGAUACCAAGCAGAUAUCAUCGUUUUCAAGUUAUAGAAUUAUAUAACGUUCUCAAGCUUUAGUUCGUAAGUUCAUUUCAUCUGACUGAGUUUGAUUUCGCAUUUUUCUGAGUUGAAGAUAGACUUUAGGAACUUUAUUAUUUCCGCAAAUGAAACAUUUCUACACUAGUUUUGUAGGUUUGUUGAUUUACUUAAAUUUUAUAAUGUUUCCCAUUUGUAGUUCUUUUGCUACAACGCAGCCUCUGUAAUUGACAGGACUUAGCUCGACACGUGUCUCGUGUCUUCCUUACAGUCAUAUGUGAUCUACUGUGUGCUUAUAAACCUGGCACACCAUGCCUUGGGCAAUCUUAAGAUGACUCCAAUGGCUAUACUUCUAUUUUGCAGACAAGUAUGGAUUUCAUUUUAAAAAAAAAUGUAUGUUUUCCUGUUGUGAAAGAAAUGAAAUAAUGAAUAUUUUAAUUUUCCAGCUAUAUUUGACGACUUCGUCUAAAAUUUUAACUCUUUGAGCUCUUUUACUAUCUUUGGCGUUUAAGUAGAGUGCAGGUUUCGACGACUCUUAUUACCUUGCUCAGCUCAGCUAAACUUGUUUUCAAAUGAAUUACGAAUUCGACAGCCCGGACUCCCAAAAAAAACCAAUAAUUAUAUAACUACUUUAUUAAUUAACUUAUAAUUAGGUUACAAAAACUACAUCCGUUAUCGACGAUACGAAUAUAU
Molecule: messenger RNA, 4401 nt
Organism: Pieris brassicae (large cabbage white)
Lineage: Eukaryota; Metazoa; Arthropoda; Insecta; Lepidoptera; Pieridae
Exons: 17
Coding region: 293-1864 (523 amino acids)
Source: RefSeq, a predicted model, not a curated record